UGUCUCGCUGCCCCUGCCGAGUCCGACUUCCGGUGUGUGAGUUGCUGCUGUCUAGUGUAAAGAUGCCGUAUGCCAAUCAGCCCACCGUGAGGAUUACCGAGCUGACCGACGAGAACGUGAAGUUUAUCGUGGAGAACACGGAUUUAGCGAUUGCAAAUUCUAUCCGCAGAGUGUUUAUAGCAGAAGUCCCCACCAUAGCUAUUGACUGGGUGCAGAUAGAUGCCAACUCAUCAGUGCUCCAUGAUGAAUUCAUAGCCCAUCGAGUAGGACUCAUCCCUCUAACCAGUGAUGAUAUUGUGGAUAAGCUGCAAUACUCCAGGGACUGCACCUGUGAUGAGUUUUGCCCAGAAUGCUCAGUAGAGUUUACACUGGAUGUCCGGUGCAAUGAGGAUCAAACACGUCAUGUGACCUCCCGUGAUCUCAUCUCAACCAACCUCCGGGUCAUUCCGGUCACAUCACGGAGUAGAGACAAUGACCCAAAUGACUAUGUGGAACAAGAUGACAUUCUGCUUGUGAAACUCAGGAAAGGGCAGGAGUUGCGGCUUAGAGCUUAUGCCAAGAAGGGUUUUGGGAAAGAGCAUGCAAAAUGGAACCCAACAGCAGGAGUGUCAUUCGAGUAUGAUCCAGAUAAUGCACUGAGACACACGGUGUACCCCAAACCUGAGGAAUGGCCAAAGAGUGAAUACUCAGAAAUAGAUGAAGAAGAAGCCGAAGCUCCAUAUGAACCCAAUGGGAAACCUGAAAGGUUUUAUUACAAUGUUGAAUCAUGUGGAUCUCUACGACCAGAAACAAUUGUUUUGUCUGCACUUUCUGGCUUAAAGAAGAAGCUCAGUGAUCUUCAGACACAGCUCAGUCAUGAAAUACAAAGUGAUGUUCUCACCAUUAACUGACCACUCAUCCUUUAUCUUUGUGUAGUGUAUAUUUUUAAAUAAAGUUUUUUUCACCUGUC
Molecule: messenger RNA, 949 nt
Organism: Bombina bombina (fire-bellied toad)
Lineage: Eukaryota; Metazoa; Chordata; Amphibia; Anura; Bombinatoridae
Gene: POLR2C
Product: RNA polymerase II subunit C
Exons: 9
Coding region: 63-890 (275 amino acids)
Biological process (GO): DNA-templated transcription
Cellular component (GO): RNA polymerase II, core complex
Molecular function (GO): protein dimerization activity; DNA-directed RNA polymerase activity
Source: RefSeq, a predicted model, not a curated record